UCUGCUCUGAAAAUCGCAAAUAUUUCUCGAGAUCGACCGUUUGAGCACCACUGGUCUAGAGGUUUAUAAGUUGAAUGUUCCACUGUACCGUGUGUCCUAUUUGGGUCUUGGGGUUUUUACCACCCUGUGCUACUUUUUUUGUGAAACUUUUAAUGCCACAAACAGAAUCAAUAGCUACGUUUGUUUCUGAGAUACAGGAUUAAAACGAAAAGUGUGAUUUUAAGGGAUGCUAUCCUAUCUUACUAUCCAUGUAAGAUAAAAAAAAAGGAUGAAACCAAAUAUCGCUACAUUUGUCAUUUGCCUGACAAUAUUUUGUUUACCACCGACACUAUCUCAACGCCAAGCACUAUUUAUCAAAAAAGAUCUUGUCGAUAAUGGAAAACGAGUUGCCAGGCAGACAAGUGCAGAUCAGAUGGUUCAAAACAUCCUCCAAUGGCUCCAAGGCGUGUACACAGACAACAGUAGGCGAAUUAGACAAGGAUCAUUAAGAGAGUACCUGCCUCCAGUAAAUACGCAAAAACCAAGGCCUUUUCAAACUGCAACUCCCGGAGAGAAUGAAAUUUUUGGAGGCUAUCCAGCCGCAGGAAGUGUGACACCCCAACCUCCAUUUGUGGAUGGCUAUCCAGCGUAUAAUCCGGAUUUGAAACCACCAGUUCCUGAUUUUACUAAAUAUCCUUCCAAACCGCAGCCUACAUUCUCGUCUUCGACACAUGGGUAUACAGCCACUGUACCAACCAGGCCGUCAUUUUCUACAGAAGACAAUAAUGGAUAUCCUCACGGACCCAGUACCGCGUACCCCUCAUCUAAUACCAAUUAUCCGUCCGCUACCACCGGAUACCCAUCCUACAGUUCCUCACGCCAUCCGACCACGGGAUAUCCUAGUCAAACCACGGGUUAUCCAAGCCCCACCACGGGAUACCCCACCACCACGUACUCACAUCCCACCACAGAUUAUCCUUCUUUCAGCACCGGUAAUUACCCCUCCCCAAACACCGACUACCCCUCUCCUAGCACCGGAUAUCCCUCACCAAAAUACCCUAGCUCAACAUCAGACUAUCGUACUACCCGCUAUCCCACGGGCUCCCCUUCAACAAAUCGCUAUCCGAACCCAAGCACCGAUCGAUACCCCACCACAGAUUAUCCAACAACAAACCAGCCAUUUACCACUCGACGUCCCUCUUUCAUUCCUGUAUCAUCAACUACACACUCCUAUUCAAAUGGAACAUCUUACUAUCCUACUUCUAGUCCCCGACCGUUUAUCACAUCGCGACCAGUCACGAACUAUCCCACUCAAUCGCCAACCGAAACCGACUCUCCGACAACCGGCUACUACUACUCGACGCCUGCUCCAAAACAUAACGAAAAUACAAUCCCUAGUGCGGAAAAGGACGAAGAAAUCACAGACCACUACCCGACCGAUUCUGAACAGACCACCGCAAUUUCCGCACGCGACGAUGAAGACGACGACCUGAAACAUCCUCCCCACAUUCACGCCAUUGACGUUGAGUGCUCGAAAGAUAUGAUGACGAUAAAUAUAGAAUUUAACAGACAGUUCGAUGGCAUCAUUUACUCAAAGGAUCACUAUAACAACCCGCGUUGCAGAUACGUUGACGAAAAUUCGGGAAAAACCAAGUACACGUUCACAGUCAGCUUAAAUUCGUGCGGAACGGAAUUCGUCAACGCUUUUGAUACUCAAGGAAAGUCGUACUUGGAAAAUGUACUCGUGCUACAAAAUGAAGCGGGCAUUCAGGAGGUGUGGGAUACCGUUCGUUCAGUACGGUGUCUUUGGGAAGGAAACCUGAAGAAGGUCUUAAACGUGGCGCUGAGCGUGGACAUGUUGAAUCAAGAAAUCGUGACGUUUAGUGGCGAUACCGCAAUGGCACGUUUGGAUAUUCAGCGAGGUAGAGGUCCAUUUGCGCCUUCGGCUAAUGGUCUUGUUAAAAUCGGGGAGGUCAUGACGUUAGUCGUUUCGGUAACCGGCGAUCCUGGAUUCGACAUACAGGUUAAGGACUGCAGGGCUAAAGACAGCAGCGGUAAGAACGUGGUGUCACUAACCGACGAUUACGGUUGCGUGUUGAAACCAAAACUGUUCGGUGCAUUCCAAAAGACCAGAAAUACGAAGGACACCGGCGCAUCGAUCAUUGCUUACGCAUUCUUUAAUGCCUUCAAGUUUCCAGACGUCAUGGACCUUACCUUAGAAUGCAACGUUGAUCUUUGCAAAACAGACUGUGAGAUGUGUCAAGAUCCCAAUCAGAAACUUGAGCCGGGUCGACGAAAACGUGAUACGUACUCUCAAAAUGAUACGAGUGAUAGUUCUUUAAAAAUUGGUAAAUUGUUAAGAGUCGUUUUACCCGAAGAUCUUAACGACAUCAAUUCGAGUACUGCGAUCAGUCUAACAAACCACGAUGGUAUUUGCAUGUCAGCGCAAGGAUUUGUGCUUAGUUCCGCUCUUCUAAUCUCCCUGUUAACGUGUAGUUGUUUAUUUAGUGCUUAUAUAUGGUUAAAAUAUCAACGCCUCAAGCUAAAAUAAGAGACUAAUUUAUUAUUCCACUGUUUGUCUCCUUUUCCUUCUAAGUUAUUUCUGCAGUUGCGUGUCGUUACAAGAAAUGUAUUGCCAAUUAUUUAA
Messenger RNA from Photinus pyralis (common eastern firefly), 2626 nucleotides. RefSeq lists its product as uncharacterized. NCBI's taxonomy places the organism in Eukaryota, Metazoa, Arthropoda, Insecta, Coleoptera, Lampyridae. The transcript has 4 exons. The record is from RefSeq and is a predicted model, not a curated record. Bases 269 to 2530 code for a protein of 753 amino acids.